Molecule: messenger RNA, 1775 nt
Organism: Brassica rapa (field mustard)
Lineage: Eukaryota; Viridiplantae; Streptophyta; Magnoliopsida; Brassicales; Brassicaceae
Product: B3 domain-containing protein REM14
Molecular function (GO): DNA binding
Source: RefSeq, a predicted model, not a curated record
UUCCACAUGAUCUUCAGUGAUAACAUGAACAAAGUUUUUAGUCAAAAAAAAAAAAUAACAUGAACAAAGUGUUAUUACUGUUUCAACCAAAAAAAAAAACAGAGAAAAUGUUAAAGAGUACUUCAGAUCAUGAUUGUUCAGUUACUUUAGCUCACUCUUAAUAUCUGAAGUCAAAUCUCACUUUUGAGUUUAUCGAAACGCAUGGAGACUAGUAGAGUGCACGUGUCUUCCGCUGAACCCAAGCACUUAAAUGAAGAUACAGAAAUCAAUAAAAACAAAUAGCUCAGCAAUAAAUUUACAAAAGAAAACUCUCAACUCUGAGCUUGGUGAAAUGUUGUGUUUCUUACACACUUUCCACCAUGAAAUUUAGAGGUAGAGGGUAAGAGAUCUAGAAACUUGGAGAACAUGGUGAAUCAACAUUUCUUUCAGCCUCUUCUUCCCGGCUUCCACAGCCACUUGACCAUUCCUGUAGCCUUCUGCUCCAAGCAUGUAGAAGGAAGAAAAAAUGAGCACAUGACUACGGCGAAGCUGAGAUCAGACGUAUCGGACGAUAUAACCUGGAAAGUGAAGAUAGAAGAUGGCCGGAAACUCACUGAUGGUUGGAAAGAGUUCGCUCUCGCGCACGAUCUACGAGUUGGUGACAUUGUCAUUUUCAGACAAGAGAAAGACAUGGCUUUCCACGUUACAAUGUUCGGACCCAGUUGCUGUGAGAUUCAGUAUGGAUCGCGUUUGAACAAGAACAAGCUCAAUCUCAGUAAGAUUCAAAACAAGAAGAAAGUGAAGAAGAAGAAUAAGAAAAGAUAUAUAAAGUCUUCUUCACUAGAUCCCUCUUGUUUUGUGAAUAAUGUCAGGCCUUCAAGCCUCCGAGAUAACAGACUGACUCUUCCAAAGCGUUUUGUGAGGGAAAAUGGUCUAGAGACAAGAUGUGGAGAGAUUGUUCUAAUGAAUGAAAAGGGUAGAUCAUGGACUUUGAAUUUGAGCCGAAAGGAUUCAUGUGGAACUAUGUAUAUCACAGGAGGAUGGAAAAGCUUCUGUAAUGCCAGUGGACUUAGAACUGGCAGUUUAUUUACUUUCAAACUGAUCAAAAGAGGAGACAGUCUGGUUCUACUCAAGUCCCCCUCCUCCACAAAGCCUGCAGAAGAAGAUUGCUUAGAAGCUUAUGAGAGAGAGCCGGACAGCGAAGAAAAGAGCAACCAAGACAAGAAGCCUAGACUGUUAUGGAAAGCCUCUACAUCUUCACCAUCUCAGAAAAAGCCUAGAUCCUUAUGGAAAGCCUCUACAUCUUCACCAAGCCAAAACCUAUUUCUGACAUUAACUCUCAAAAUUUCGGACGUCAAAAACUCCAGACUGUUUAUUCCGGUAAACUUCACAAGGCUGCAUGGCAUCAACAAGGAAACUAAAAUGGCUAUGUUGGAUAAAAACGGUGUGAAGUGGUCUACGUCUCUACGGUCUGAGACGAGUGGUGGUGAUAGGAUAAGAUUGGUAGGAGGUUGGAAAGAGUUCUUCAAAGCUAACUGUGUGGAGAUUGGUGAAUCCAUCAUUGUGAAGCUGAUUUGGGAAGGAGACAAAAGUUGUGUCCUUGAGUUCUACUCCAAGGUGAAGCAAGAGACCAAAUGAAAUAUGUGGCUGAGUGUGUUCUUUUUUUUUGAGCUUUUGCAAAUACCCAAGACGAAUUGAAAUGAAUCGAUGUUACUUUUACGUUUGUUGUAGGAUCCCACUGUGGGAUCUGUGAGUGUUGAAUUAACUUUAGUUGAGAAAACUCUGAUUUCAAGAAA